This is a messenger RNA of Leishmania mexicana MHOM/GT/2001/U1103, 3054 nucleotides long. RefSeq lists its product as hypothetical. NCBI's taxonomy places the organism in Eukaryota, Euglenozoa, Kinetoplastea, Trypanosomatida, Trypanosomatidae. The transcript has a single exon. Bases 1 to 3054 code for a protein of 1017 amino acids. The record is from RefSeq and is a predicted model, not a curated record.
AUGCGUGUGUUCUCCAAACCUACGGCGGCGCUGGUUCCGAAGCACGAGGAAGUCGAUAUCGUCGCUGCUGUCUCGCCUUCGAUACCGUCGUCUCUCUCCGUCACCUCAUCAAGUCUCAAGGAGAUGCGAGAGGAGCCGCGGUGGCGCCGAGUUGAGGCCGCCGACGACGUGCGCGUUCAGCAACACGGCGCCACGUUGGUGUCCACGUCCCCGCUGACGUCGCCGCUUCUGCUCCAGCCGAAUCGAGAGGUAGUGGGGCUGGGCAACUACACAUCGAGAGGGGCCGAGGAGUCUGACGAAGGCAGCGUGAGCACGACCGUCACCUCCAACACGACUGGCCGUGUUGGACCCGCUGGAAACUGCAGGAGCGGAACUCCCCACUCCAACAGCUCCUGCGUGCUGGACUUGACGCCAUUCCUUGAGAGCGCCGAUGCCGACCGGGACGACCGCGGCAGCAAGUGGGAUCACACCGCCGCUUUUGGCAUCACCACGCCGGCGACCUUGCGGAUAUCGACUUACCACACGACCGCUGACAUCACUACCGAUCACACGAGGAGCAGCAACACCAGCAGCAGCACCUACUCGCAUCUUGGAGAUGCGCGGCAGGAGCGGGAGAAGAGCUCGCCAGGUGCAGGCACAGCUACCACAUCCAAAGCGGGAAUGACGCCACCUUUCUUACCCUCUCUCUCGUCCGACUCGUUGUCGCGCGCUAUGCUGAGCGUGAGGAGAUCCUCCCCUGAGCUGGUGAGAUGCGGGGACGGCACGACACGACAGCUCUCUCGCAAGUACCUACAGGACUCUAAUCCUGGGUGCGGCGAUUGCGGUCGCUGCACUGGACCGGUGGCAGGCACCGCUACGCCGACGACGGCGCCGUCUACCGGCCUUCUUUUCCCCUCUUACGUGGUCUGCUUCCAGGGCCACAGCGCCACGUCUAUCAGUGACAAGGGCGGGGACAGCUCGCUGCGUCUCCGUCCGCGCCGAUGCCGCGGCGGCAGCAGCUGCGGCUCGCACGAGCACUGGAUCAUGAAGCCGCGACUUAGCGGCGUCAACGCGGUCCUGCUAAAGAGUGCACCCGCAUCCGGCGAGCCUCAUCUCUUCCGCCAGGCGCUCGCUGCCUUUCAGCUGUGGGACACCCUACUGCGCCUGGAGCUGCACAGCAACAGCGCAGGUGGCACGUACAUGGUGCGACUUGCAAGGCCGUCGUCCCCAUCGUCGACUGCGACUUUCGCGGCGACCGACAGCGACAGCCGUGGUGCCGUGGUGGCUGUGUUCAAGCCGUGCGACGAGGAAAUCGGCCAGGAGAGCAACCCACACGCGAAUCGUCAAAGUGACCGCGCGGAGACGUUUGCCCCCGGCAGCGGCAGUCGGCGUGAGGUGCUCGCAUACCUCCUCGAUCACGGACACAACGCCGGGGUGCCGCCGACGCUGGAGGUGGCAUCGGCCUACUGGGUCGGGGUGGGUGCGACAACAGCCAACAGCAAUGGGGGUGGUGGUGCUGCUACCGCGGACGCAUCCGUACGCACACUGGGCGCGGUGACAGGCGGUGGAGAUGCCCCUGCGAACGGCGGCCUUCGAAAUUCACACACGGGUGGGACAGACUGGCGAGGUAUCGGCGCUGGCGAUGAUGACAGUGUUGCCGCUCGAGUGGAAGCAUCCACGCACCUCCGGAUCGGCAGUCUGCAGCUUUUCGUUCCUGACUGUGAAGAGGCCGCGGACGUUCUCCCCGGCCACUUCGACGUCGACGAGGUGCACGCGCUUGCCAUCUUCGACAUCCGCACCCUGAACGGCGACCGACACGGCGGUAACGUACUUGUCUGCAACUAUCACCGGUGCCGAGACGGAAGAAGGCCCGUCAUGGCACGUCGUCCGCGGUGCGCCAGUCCAGCUAACGCCACAGAGAGCGACGUGGCUGCAUCAUCGCCUUCUGUGCCUUCGACAGCGGCCCGAUCGUCACCUGAGGUGUCCGCGAUCAUCACCACGGCCAAGGAAGACGCUCCGCACUUGAUCCCGAUUGACCACAGUUAUAUCUGCCCGUCCGGCUACGCCGAUCCGGACUACGAGUGGCUGUCGUGGCCCCAAUCCAAGAAGCCGUUCUCGGCGCGCAAUCUGGCCUACAUCGCCGCCUUGGACGCAGUGGCAGAUGCGGAGUUGGUGCGAUCAGCGCUCCUCGCACGCAGCAGCGUCUCCACCCGCGAUGUGUCGACGCUGCGAGCAAGCACAGGCUGCAACGGCUUUGAGAUGACAGAGAGUCCGCCAGAUGCUGCGCUGACGUCGCUGACGCGCGAUGAUGCUCAGCAUGCCCAAGCAGCCAUGCUGGGCGACGCGGCGGUAUGCUCUCCUGCGAUGGUUGAUGCAGCGAGUGCAGCGCUCGCGUCGCGUCACCUUCCACAGCACUUCUGCGGCCAUGGUGCUGCCGCCGCGAGCGUGGACGUUCUCCGGAGGCUCUCGCCUCUGCAGACGGUGUCGGCCAAAAAAGCGGCGGCAGCGACAACCAGCGCGGUUGCAGCCUCGGAGGCGGAGGGUGCUGCAACCGCGAGGAAAAUCAGCGCCAUGGAUGGUGACGCUGAAGCCCCCUCCACCCUGACGCAUGUGCGCACUUGGGAUACGGCAGCUGUAGAGCUCAUGAUGAAUUUCGACCGAGGCGAUGAUUUGAGCAUAGAGGCGGUGCACAACGACGGUGCUGCUGCCCGUGCUCGUGCAACGUCGACUGCGUGCUCGGCAUCUUCGUCCUCCUCCACUCCAUCCCUUCAAGCGUUGCAUCCCAGGUCACGCCAGCGUGUAUCCGACUCUGUUGCGUACGACUGGGACGCGGCCAACACGGCGGCAGAGGUGAUGCGAUGCACGACGCGCCUGCUACAGAUCGCAGCCCUUGAGUUUCACAUGACGGCGUACGAGAUCGGAAGUCUCUGCCGGCGUCCGCGCGUCACGCAGGCGUCGGUGCUGGAGGAGGUCCUCGAACAGGCGAGAGAUGAGCAGACGUGGGAGCCGGUCUGGUCCAGGUUCGACGAUGUUGUCCGGCAGCGGCUCGCUGACCUCAGCACGUCUGGGCAGUAA